Hordeum vulgare subsp. vulgare (domesticated barley) is the source of this 2354-nucleotide messenger RNA. RefSeq lists its product as uncharacterized. The record is from RefSeq and is a predicted model, not a curated record. Lineage: Eukaryota; Viridiplantae; Streptophyta; Magnoliopsida; Poales; Poaceae. The transcript is spliced from 5 exons. Bases 320 to 1633 code for a protein of 437 amino acids.
UCCUAAACCCUAGGCGACGAGCGAGCGCCUGCCGCAGUGGACGAAGACAACGGCGCGGGCGAGUGUCUUUCGCCGGAGUCGCGUGCAGAUUUUUCUAGCGCGCAGCUCCGGCGAGCGGUGCUCAUCACAGACCUCUGCGACGCGGCCGAGCUCGUGCAGGCGUCCCCGCAACGACGACGGCGUCGCGUCACCAGAUCCGUUACGGUGGUGGGUCCCCAACGCCGACAAGCAAGCGAAGAGGCACAGGGACAGAGCGUGCGGCGGGCGACCUUGCUCCGGCGGCGGUUCCGUAAGUCAGAUCUGACUCAAAGUACAUGCGAUGUCCAAGCGGGUGAGAAGCAAGGGAGAUGGAGGAGCUCCACUUACCCCGGUGGAGCAGGAGGACCGGGACAUCGAGGGAGUGGUGCAGAAGCGCCUGCAAACUGAAUUCAGCAAGCUCAAGGGGGCGGAGAAGAGGUGCGAGCGUGCUUUCAAAGAGGCGGGUAUGAGAGGGACCCUUGUGGCAGAGGGGCAGAAAUUUAUCGAUAGUCAAAGUCUACCAAAAUUUGAGCUAAAAGUUGAUUGUUCUGCGGAAGAAUUCAAGGCUUACAUCAAGAAGAGGAGAGAACACAUUAGAAAGGUCGCCUCAUACAACUUUGGGGAAAGAAUUGUUUCAACACCACCGGAUCAUAUUGUUACAUUCAGUAUGACUGAAAUGAUGGAAACACCAGAGUUAGGCUCUACAGCUGUAUCAGUGUUGCAAUUGCUUUGCUGUGAUUGGAGUGGGUAUUUCACCCUCUUUAGAGGAACCCCUGACUACUCGAAGGAUCCUAAGAAGAGGUAUGAGAAAGGUGGUUUUCUGACAUUUGCUAAAAUGACAAAGAAAAUGAAGUUCCCAGAUAUAUUUGGAGCCAUUACCGAGUUGGAACAGUAUAAAGAAUCAUACACAGAUGUGACAGAAGUUGAAAUAUUCAAAGGCUUCCUUAAGAGAAUGACCGACGAAGUCAGAAAGCUCAGUGUUCUCAAUCGUCAAAGCUAUAAAAGUCAGCUCGUUCCUUUGCUAAAUCUGUUGAUGUUCAUCCUUGGGGAGUGCCCGCGGUUCCCUGAAAGUGAGGACUUCGUGGUUGAGAAUUGUGAGUUGCCUCGUUAUCUUCUGAAAACGGUGACCCCAAGGCUCGAUGGAUUGAUCCAUCUAUGGUCCGAAUUAUCAAAACUGGCAUUCAAGUUUUUCAUUGCUAUUGUGGAGUUUGACAUGAAGUUUAGGGAGAGUCGUGUUAGUUUUGAUGAAGAUAGAAACCUGAUGCACUCUAUACUCAAUAAGAGUGGGCGUAAUAUAGUGCUGAAUUUUUGCGGAUCAGAUGGAAACUUCAAUCUCAGGGCCUUGUUUGGAGGUUAUCUUCGUCUGCUAAAAUGUGAAAAGGAGGACAUUGUUAGGAUCAUCAUGCGGACGAAGCAUAAAGUCACUAACGUAAUUCAUGAGUACACACCAAAAAUUGAGGAGCAAGACCUGUCAAAGUUGUCAGAAGCCAAGAGGAUUAUACUAGCCAAGAGGAAAGAUGACGACAAUGCUGAGUAUGAGCGUUGGGAGAAGAUCAGGGAUGUGGAUAAGCUGAAGCUUAUAGAUGUCCUUUUGAAUGAUUUGCCCAUCGUGUAGUUCCAGUAAAAUGCUUUAUAUGUUAGCUAGCAACUGUCAGGAAUGCUGUUGCCUGUCACUGAAGCUGCAGAGGAUGAUGAAGAUGCUGGAUCUGAGAAGUGUGAUGACCACUGAUGCGAGAUGCAGGAGGCGUUUUCUGGAGGACAAAAUGUUCAGUUGAUGUGGUCUUGUUGCAAUGUGUUUUGGCCCUAGUCUUGACUGAUGGGCGCUAAAGUGAUGUGAAUAUGACAGAAGUGUGAGACCAGUGAUGCGAAGAUGACAGAAGUUGUUUUCUGGAGGUCAAAAUGUUCAGUGGGCGCUGAAGUGAUGUGAAUAUGACAGAAGUCUGAGAAGUGCGAGACCAGUGAUGUGAAGCUGACAGAAGUUGUUUUCUGGAGGUCAAAAUGUUCAGUGGGCGCUGAAGUGAUGUGAAUAUGACAGAAGUCUGAGAAGUGCGAGACCAGUGAUGUGAAGAUGACAGAAGUUGUUUUCUGGAGGUCUUGUGUUUUGUGGCAAUGUGUUUUGGCCGGGUGCUUUAGUUGUAUAUAUGAAUUGCAGUUGUUACUCUUGUAGUUGUCUUCUCGUUUUGGUAUGGUUUGGAAUUCGGUUACUUGCUAAUUGUGUAGUUCCUUUCCGUUUUGAUAUGGUUUGGAACUCGGUUACUGCUUUUCUUUUGGACCUUGUUCUGUUAAUGAGUAAUAGAACCCAGCUCCCAGUUUGGAGUCGUAAACGGGAAGCAAAA